AUGGCGUUGUAUCUUCUACUGCUGAUGCUCACAGCCUGUGCUGCCACUCCUCAAGAUCUCUCCGGUCAAAUGUUUACCUUCCCGCAAGAAACUAACUCGGCUCAUGUGAGGCUGACAACAUCAAGACAGGUUCUGAGUGCUGUAACCGUCUGUUUCAGGUCCUUUUCAGAUCUCCGUAGUAGAGACAUCACCCUUUUCUCUUUGUCCACACCUUCUGCUGCCAAUGAUUUUGCGAUUUUUAAGCUAGCUGCAACUGAUGUGUUUGAAAUGUGGAUCAGGAAUACACUAAUGAACUUCAUAAUGCAGGACUACAAACUGAAUACGUGGCACUCAAUUUGUUCCACCUGGGACUCUGGAUCUGGACUGUUUCAGAUGUGGUUAGACGGACAGCCCUCAUCUAGGAGAUUCAUGAGCGCUGGAUCCAACAUCAGUGGGCCCAUUAUAAUUGUUUUAGGCCAGGACCAGGAUUCCCAUGGUGGAGGGUUUGACAUUGCUCAGUCUUUUGUUGGCAUGAUGUCUGAUGUCCACAUGUGGGACCACGUCCUCUCCCCCUGUGAGAUCCAGAACUACGUGCAUCAUCUAAACUUCCCCCCAGGGAACGUGCUCAACUGGAACGAGCUGGAGUUCCAGAUCAUCGGAAGAGUGCUGACAGAAGACAAACAAAAGAUCGAGACCUGCUAUUAA
Molecule: messenger RNA, 684 nt
Organism: Notothenia coriiceps (black rockcod)
Lineage: Eukaryota; Metazoa; Chordata; Actinopteri; Perciformes; Nototheniidae
Product: serum amyloid P-component-like
Exons: 4
Coding region: 1-684 (227 amino acids)
Source: RefSeq, a predicted model, not a curated record